This is a messenger RNA of Sebastes umbrosus (honeycomb rockfish), 5417 nucleotides long. It is a transcript of the gene pcdh10b, whose product is annotated as protocadherin 10b. The transcript has 5 exons. Bases 912 to 3995 code for a protein of 1027 amino acids. The record is from RefSeq and is a predicted model, not a curated record. Gene Ontology annotation, molecular function: calcium ion binding. Gene Ontology annotation, biological process: homophilic cell-cell adhesion. Gene Ontology annotation, cellular component: plasma membrane. NCBI's taxonomy places the organism in Eukaryota, Metazoa, Chordata, Actinopteri, Perciformes, Sebastidae.
UACAGUGCGGACAGGUGUGUGUGUGUGUGUGUGUGUAUGGGGGGUAGAUUAUGAUUUGGCAUCUGAUGAGUUAAAAUCUUCAAUGUCCAGCCUUGUUGUUCUCUGUCCCUCUUCUUCUUUUUUUGUGUCUUUUGCGUCAGGUAUUGUAAAAAGAAGCCACUUGGAGCUCAGAUGGAGGUAGAGCGACAUAGAGAAGCAGUGAGGGAGACAUGGGGGCCGAGCUGGGCGUUGACUGACAAACCCGCUAUCCAAUCAGGAGAGAGCUCCCAGCGUGACUUCCAGCCGCGGGGGCUGAGAGGGGGAGGCGCGAUGCGGGGUAAAAAAAAAAAAAAAAAAAAAAAAAAGAAGCAAAUAGUUGAGUGAACAGCGUCAGUAGAGAGUGGAGUGGAGUGGAGGGGACCGCAGUGAGGGAGCAGGGUGCCAAGAGGAGACACCGAGCCACAGAGCAGGAGGACAAGUCUGACUUUUAUUUUAUCAUUAGGGGAGCAUCACAUAAGAAAAAAUCUCGUAUUUUUCUUUUUAUGGAUAUUGAUUUAUUUUUUCCCCUAUAACUCCUUUUCCAGACUGGUUCGAUCAUCACACCAGCAGCAGCACUGACUGACUGCGCUUCAUUGGAAUGUGCGCUUGUGGAGCAUCUCCGGGACGCGUCUGAGGAAGCAAGAGAUAGAAUAAGAAAAAGAGCUUCUGCAGUCUUUUAAAACUCCUUUAAUAAUCCUAAAAAUGCCUCUCUUUUAAUGGGACACAUUUCUCCGGACGCCUUAUACAUUUUUGGAGACUUUUACGCAUUUUGGAGACUUUGUCUCCCGACUGAAAUGGGUGAUGGGAAUGGACUUUUUCCCCAUUAACAGAGGAUAAUAAACGUUUAUACAAUAUUUUUUCUACCACAAGUGCACUUGUUUUUUUUCCCGGCGAUGAUUGUGUUUUUGAUAGCCCUGUGCAUCGCGGAUGGAGCUCUCUCUCAGAUCCGCUACUCCGUGCCGGAGGAGGCAGACCAUGGCACCUUGGUGGGGAAUAUCGCCGAGGACCUGGGUCUGGACCUUACCAAACUGGCCUCCCGCCGCUUCCAGGUGGUGCCCAACUCUCGGACACCCUACCUGGAGGUGAAUUUAGAGAACGGCGUCCUGUUCGUCAGCGACAAAAUCGACCGCGAGCAGAUCUGCAAGCAGAGCGCGAGCUGCCAGCUCAACAUGGAGGUGUUUCUGGAGAACCCGCUCGAGCUGUUUCGGGUCGAAAUCGAAGUGGUGGACAUUAACGACAACCCGCCCGCCUUCCCGGAGACGGACAUCACGGUGGAGAUCUCCGAAAGCGCCCUUCCCGGUACCCGUUUCCCGCUGGAGAGCGCCUUCGACCCGGACGUGGGCUCGAACGCGUUACGCACUUACGAUAUCACCACGAACAACUACUUCUACCUGGACGUGCAGACCCAAACGGAUGGGAACAAGUUCGCGGAGCUGGUGCUGGAGAAGCCGCUGGACCGGGAGCAGCAGGCGGCGCACAGGUACGUGCUGACAGCGGUGGACGGCGGCCAGCCUCCGCGGACCGGCACCGCGCUCUUGGUAGUCAAAGUGCUCGACUCGAACGAUAACGUGCCGGUGUUCGACCAGCCCGUCUACACGGUGAGCCUGUCGGAGAACGCUCCGGUGGGCAUGCUGGUCAUACAGCUGAACGCCACCGACAUGGACGAGGGACUGAACGGGGAAAUAGUUUACUCCUUCAGUAACCACAUCUCCGGGCGCGUGAAGGACCUGUUCAGCAUCGACCCGCGCACCGGGCGCAUCGAGGUGCGCGCGGAGGUGGACUUCGAGGAGAGCAGCUUGUACCAGAUCUUCGUCCAGGCGAAGGAUAUGGGUCCGAACGCGGUGCCCGCGCACUGCAAAGUGCUCGUUAAAGUCACCGACGUGAACGACAACGCGCCGGAGAUCACCUUCAGCACCGUCACCGAGUCGGUGAGCGAGAAGGCGGCUCCCGGUACCGUCAUCGCGCUGCUGAGCGUGACGGACCGCGACGCGGAGGAGAACGGACAGAUCCACGUGGAGAUCCUCGGUGAUGUUCCGUUCAAGUUAAAAACGUCCUUUAGGAAUUAUUUCACCAUAGUGACGGACGGCCCGUUGAACCGGGAGCUGGCGGACUCCUACUCCGUCACCGUGGUGGCCCGGGAUAAAGGGACGCCCUCACUGGCUGCCAGUAAGUCCAUCCGGGUCCAGGUGUCCGACGAGAACGACAACUCGCCCACGUUUACGCAGAGCAUAUACGAUGUGUACGUGACCGAGAACAACGUGCCAGGGGCGUACAUCCACGCUGUGACGGCUCUGGACCCGGACAUCGGUCAGAACGCGCUCAUCAGCUACUCCAUCCUAGAGUGUGACAUCCAGGGCAUGUCUGUCAAAACCUAUGUGUCCAUCAAUGAGGAGACAGGCUACCUGUACGCACUCAGGUCCUUUGAUUACGAGCUGCUGAAGGAUUUCACAUUCAUGGUCCAGGCCAAAGACGCGGGCACCCUGGAGCUCUCCUCCAACGCCACGGUCAAAGUCAUCAUCGUGGACCAGAACGACAACGUCCCCCAGGUGCUGGCCCCCCUGGGGAAGAACGGCACGGCCAAGGAGCCACUGCCACGCACGGCCGAGCCGGGCUACCUGGUGACCCGUAUCGUGGCCAUGGACGCGGACGACGGCGAGAACGCCCGGCUGUCCUACAGUAUCCAGCGGGGCAACGAGAACGGCAUGUUCCGGAUGGACUGGAGGACGGGCGAGCUGAGGACGGCGAGGCGGGUGUCGGUCAAGCGAGACCCCCACCAGCUGUACGACCUGCUGAUAGAGGUGAGGGACCACGGCCAGCCGCCGCUGUCCUCCAGCGCCAGCGUGCUGGUGGUGCUGGUGGACAGCGUGGCUGAAGGCCGCGGCGGCGCCGGCGACCGGGGGAGCACCGCGAAGGCCAAAGACGGCACCCUGGACCUCACGCUCAUCCUCAUCAUCGCCCUGGGCUCCGUCUCCUUCAUCUUCCUCCUGGUCAUGAUCGUGCUGGCCGUGCGCUGCCAGAAGGACAAAAAGCUCAACUUUUACACCUGCCUGACCAGCGAGUGCUGCCUGGGCUGCAGCUCCUGCUGCUCGCGGCAGGCCCGGGCCCGCAAGAAAAAGCUCAGCAAGUCGGAUAUCAUGCUGGUGCAAAGCGCCGGUAACGUCAGCGGGGCCAUUACAGCUCAAGUCCCCGUGGAGGAGUCAGGGAGCUUCGGCUCUCACCAUCAAAACCAGAACUAUUGCUACCAGGUAUGUCUGACUCCGGAGUCUGCCAAAACCGACCUCAUGUUCCUAAAGCCGUGUAGUCCGUCUAGGAGCACAGACACCGAUCACAACCCGUGCGGGGCCAUAGUGACAGGGUACACAGACCAGCAGCCUGACAUCAUAUCAAACGGCAGCAUUUUAUCAAACGAGACCAAACACCAGCGAGCCGAGCUCAGCUACCUGGUUGACAGGCCGAGACGUGUCAACAGCUCGGCGUUCCAGGAGGCAGACAUGGUCAGCUCCAAAGACAGCGGCCACGGAGACAGCGAGCAGGGAGACAGCGACCACGAUGCCACCAACCGAGGCCAUUCCUCCGGCGCCGAUCUUUUCUCUAACUGCACGGAGGAGUGUAAGGCUCUGGGCCACUCCGAUCGCUGCUGGAUGCCGAGCUUCGUGCCCUCCGACGGGCGCCAGGGCCCGGACUACCGCAGCAACCUCCACGUGCCCGGCAUGGACUCGGUCCCGGACACAGAGGUAUUUGAAAGCCCCGAGCAAAUGGCCGAUAAGUCAUUCUCCACCUUUGGCAAAGAGACGCCUCUCAGUCACCAACACCUCCACCUCCACCACCACCACCACCACCAAAACCACCACCUUCUCAAAAACCAUCACCUCAGCCACCACCAGGGCUCCCUAGAGAGGAAAGAGUUGGAGGCAUUUCUGCCCAGCUCCAGAGCACCUUAUAACCCAGCUUAUUUAACGAGGAAAAGGGUUUGCUAGCUCCUUUCGCGUGGACAUACCGGAGACCGCGUGACUUUGCACAAUCCCUCCCCAAUGACCACGGCUAUAAGAAAAAAGCAUCAAGUUUUCAACCCAUUUUGCCCUCCCCCCGGCCCUUAAUCCCUCCUCACUCAGCAAAAAUUUGAAAAUAAACACUCGAGACUACACUCAAAAUGAGGAACGACUCCCUUUUCUGGAAUUCCUUGGAGCACUGCCAGGCUUUGGAGGCACCCCACUCUCGGGAUUAGGAGACGGUCGGACAUGGGGGAGGGUGUGGGGAUGGAUGGAUGCAGGCAGGUAGAUGAAUAGCCUUACCGGGAGGAGCCCAUUGUCUCAGCAGGACUGAGAAACGAACAGAGGAGGAGGAGGAGGACGGACAGCGAAGACAGAGAGAUCAAACUGAACACUGAUCUCUCCAAACUUUUUCCAAUCUGCGUGUGCCUGUUUACAGCACUGAUGUAUACAUAUUUGAGGAGAAAUAAUACCCGACGAGGACUACAUAUGUGUACUGAAAGACAAAUCAAAACAAGAGCCACCCAGAAAAACCGCCACUGAGCCCUUUAGGCGUUUGUACUCCCAGCGAGACGCCAAAUUGUACAGGAGAAUCUUUGUGCAUUUCAAAAUGCAAUACCACUGUUUUAGAUUUUUCUAUUCUGUUCGUGUGGUCAGGUGUCUCUAUUCCGAUCUACUUCAAACUUUGUAAGAAAAGAUUGUGGGCAGGAUAUUCUUUUUUUUAUUUAUGUUUUAUUGAUGAGUUCUUUUUCACAUUUUGUUCUUUUUUUUUGGUUUCGGGUUUGGUUUGUUCAUCACAUCGUAGGCUUGGACAAUGUUUGACCUACACUCUUUCUGAUUCUGAGACGUCGAGUAGUUUCUAUCAUGUGUGAGAAGUGUUUACUGUACUCUUUUAAAGUUUCAAGCUGAAUAUAAAACUCUAUAUAUAAAUCUAUCUAUAUCUACUUGUUCUGAAGGCGUGCUAUCCGUUUGCUGGGUUCCACAUUCUGAUUCAGAGGUUUGACUCUUGUUUAAGUGCCCCUGAAGAAGGCUUUUCGGUUUUGUUUUUUUUCCCCAGCGGGAGACAUAAAGAGAGACAGAACAGCCUUAGCAGAUGUAAAACUCAAGUUCUCAUUGUUUGACAUUAUUUCAUUAUAUUUUUUCUUCCACUGUUGGAUAUUGGUAAAGAUCAUGUCUAUAAAUAAAAAAGGAAGGUAAUAAUUUAGAUUGAAAAAUCCAUGGUAAUUCUGUGUCAUUGUAACCAAAACUUUAAGGGUCCAUUUAUAAAGAAACAGAACAAAAACAUGGCCAAAUGCAAAAAGGUGUUGUACACAAUGCAGUGGAAUGGAGUAUACACACAUUUCUUUCUCACACAUUACAAACACAAACACACCAAUAUGCCAACAAUAAACUGAAAAACAUGGCGAAAAG